Messenger RNA from Penicillium longicatenatum, 375 nucleotides. RefSeq lists its product as uncharacterized. NCBI's taxonomy places the organism in Eukaryota, Fungi, Ascomycota, Eurotiomycetes, Eurotiales, Aspergillaceae. The record is from RefSeq and is a predicted model, not a curated record. The transcript is spliced from 2 exons. The coding region runs from base 1 to 375 and encodes 124 amino acids.
AUGGAAGGUGUUAACCCAGUCACAAAGAAGGCCUAUACAGUGACGCUAACUGAUUGUCUUUAUACGCCCUCUUUCCACUAUAAUCUAGUGUCGCUCGGACGACUAGAGCAGAAAGGGGCGUGGUGGGAUAUGCGGAAAGGGCAUAUAAUGCAUAAUGGAGAGUCAAGACCGUAUAAUAUGCGCAUGCCAUACGAAGAUCCGUAUAACCAUAGGUGUCAACUGCAACGGCAAAGACAUGGCAUAGACGUCUCGGACACGUCUAUUAAGGAGCAAUCUAGCAGCUACCGGAGCUCGUCAAUAGAGUUAAGAUCAAAGAUAGGGAAGAGCAACUGGUCGGAUCAGAUAGCUAGCUAUGCGAGGUAUAUAGCUUGGUGA